CAGCCGUGGCCAGAGUGAGAGCGCUAAGCUGAAGCAACAGAACGACGCGAGACCCAAGUCCACGUAGCGAAUGAGAAGGAGCCCUCAAAAUGGCGAUGCUAACAAUGAUAGCCCGAGUCAUCGAUGGCCUGCCACUGGUGGGCACCAUGCAGGAUGACGAGCAGAGCGGACGAAGCAUUUUGGACUAUCAGAACCAGGCGAAGAUGCUCUUCCGCAAGCUGGGCACACACUCGCCGGCCAGGAGCAGCAUCGAGACGGGACCGUAUCUAUUCCACUAUCUAAUCGAGAAUGACGUUUGCUACUUGGUCAUGGUCGAUAAAAUGUAUUCCAAGCGACUGGCGUUCAACUACCUGGAGGACCUUGCCCAGGAGUUCCACACCCACUACGGGCGGAGGGUGAACUCGGUGACCCGGCCCUAUGCCUUCAUCGAGUUCGAUGUGUACAUUCAGAAGGCGAAAAGGCAGUUGACGGACCGCAGGCGCAACAUCACCAACAUUAACACACAGCUCCAGGACGUGCAGCGCAUUAUGGUGCAGAACAUCGACGACGUGCUACAACGUGGCACGGUCUUGGCGGACCUCGACACAAAGACCCAGAACCUGUCGCUGAUGUCGCAAAAAUAUAAGAAGGAUGCCAAAUUGCUCAACCGCAAGUCGCUGGUCAUGAAGGUGGCGGCUGUCGGCGUCGUUUUCUUCAUCAUUUUCCUCUACUUCUGGGUUUUGUAAUAUUCGUUAGUUCCCCCGCCCACCCCCACUCUCUGUUUGUGUUUAGUUUUAGAAUCAGUUGUCAGUUGGAUGCCGAAAUUGG
Drosophila obscura is the source of this 807-nucleotide messenger RNA. It is a transcript of the gene Sec22, whose product is annotated as vesicle-trafficking protein SEC22b-B. Lineage: Eukaryota; Metazoa; Arthropoda; Insecta; Diptera; Drosophilidae. The transcript has 4 exons. The coding region runs from base 90 to 725 and encodes 211 amino acids. Gene Ontology annotation, molecular function: SNAP receptor activity. Gene Ontology annotation, cellular component: endoplasmic reticulum-Golgi intermediate compartment; endoplasmic reticulum membrane; SNARE complex. The record is from RefSeq and is a predicted model, not a curated record. Gene Ontology annotation, biological process: vesicle fusion with Golgi apparatus; retrograde vesicle-mediated transport, Golgi to endoplasmic reticulum; endoplasmic reticulum to Golgi vesicle-mediated transport.